Daphnia pulex (common water flea) is the source of this 2808-nucleotide messenger RNA. RefSeq names its product triokinase/FMN cyclase-like. NCBI's taxonomy places the organism in Eukaryota, Metazoa, Arthropoda, Branchiopoda, Diplostraca, Daphniidae. Gene Ontology annotation, biological process: glycerol catabolic process. The transcript is spliced from 13 exons. Gene Ontology annotation, molecular function: glycerone kinase activity. The record is from RefSeq and is a predicted model, not a curated record. Gene Ontology annotation, cellular component: cytosol. The coding region runs from base 524 to 2356 and encodes 610 amino acids.
GCUAUUUUUACCUUUCGCUAUGAUUUCCUUAUCUUAAAAUUAUUCAGAUAUUUUUUUUGCGUCGUGAAUGAGCAAUUUUCACGUGAAAAAAAACACUUCUUUCAACUCCGUCUCUGGUAUCAGGUAAAAUUUCCUCACCUUGGCACGAUUCCAAUUCUAUUGUAUUCUUCUCACAUAUUCCGCACGAUUUUCCGUCUGACUCUAUCAGUUGAUCACCGUCGCUUGGUUGUUCAACGUGCAAAAUUUGGAUUUAUCAACCGGCAUUAACUUUGAUUGAAUUUGAAAAUUUGGGAGUUAUUUUUCGUGUGUUUUUAGAACAUUCAAACGGGCCGCUUGAUGGUGUUAGUCAUCGUUCAUAAAACAGCCAAGACUCGUCAAGGUCGAAUCUUUCGUCUGCAGGUAUAGGUGCAAAGGUAUUUCAACACAACCCACGCAAUAGACAUCUGGUUAUUUCAGCCGUCUGGCUCUCGGCAGUUGGUCGCUUAUUAUUGUUUCAGUUAGUUAUUGUGGAAAGUGCUGAGAAAUGUCCAAGAAAUUCAUCAACCACCCGGAUGAUUGCGUUGAUGAAGCUUUAGAAGGCUUGGUUAUGACCCACCUUGGUCUUCGUAUUUUGGGAGAGCAACGUGUCAUCGUUCAUGAAUCGGGAAGAGCUGCAAAUGGAAAGGUUGCUGUUGUUGCUGGAGGCGGCGGAGGGCAUGAACCGUUCGCUGCCGGUUUCGUCGGGCAAGGCCUUUUAACAGCAGCCGUCUGUGGCCGGGUUUUCUCUUCGCCGCCGGCUGGAGCUGUUUUAGCUGCGAUCCGGGCCGCACGUUCAAGUGAAAAUGAUGGGGUUUUAUUGAUCGUGAUAAAUUACACCGGAGAUCGAUUGAAUUUUGGUCUGGCGCUUGAGAGAGCGCGGAUGGAAAACGUUCGCGUGAAAAUGGUCAUCUGUGACGACGACUGUGCUCUUUCGAGUUCCUUCAAAGCAUUUGGUCGUCGAGGAUUGGCAGGAUCUUUGUUCCUCAUGAAGGCGGCCGGGGCGUUGUCUGAAAGAGGAGAAAUGCUCGAAUCGAUGGUUCACGUGUUGGAAGAGAUGAAAAAGUCCAUCGGCACUAUCGGGGCGAGUCUGACAUCGUGUAGCGUUCCAGGUGGUGAAACAAUGUUUCGUUUAGAGGACGACGAAGUCGAACUAGGACUUGGUAUUCACGGAGAAGCUGGAGUCAAACGAAUCCAGAUGACGACUGCCUCCAACAUAAUCGAAGAAAUGUUGAAUCGAAUGACUGACAGUGAUUCGUCGUGUUCAUUUCCUCUUCCAUCUGGUUGUUCUGUUGCCCUGAUUGUUAACAAUCUGGGCGGAUUGUCCAUCAUGGAAAUGUUCAUUGCUGCUCGCGAAGCCAUUAAGCAACUUGAAUCCCGUGAGGUUAAAGUUGUUCGCUGCUAUGUCGGUCAUUUGAUGACGUCAUUGGAAAUGAGAGGAAUCCAGUUGUCCGUUUUGCGUGUAGAUGAGGACGAGAGGAGUUGGUGGUUGAGUUUACUGGACGCUCCCACUUCUGCGCCUAUGUGGCCACACCCACUGUAUCACGAUCGAAUUACACCCGAAAAACUCUCAGAUGACGUUGACCACUGGGAUCACAUCAAACAUCGAGGACCCAAGUUAAGCAAAAGAGGCCAGCGAGCUUUAAAGAUCGCCAUUCAUGGUGCCGCAAGCGCAUUGGAAUCUCACGUCGAUCGUCUGAACGAACUGGACUCCGGAUGUGGUGAUGGUGACUGUGGUUCCACUCUUAACCGUUGGGUCGAUGGUAUGCGCCAGAUUGAACUAAAACUGAAAUAUCCCUGCACUGUCCUCCAUCAGCUGAGUUAUUUAAUGGAAAGUAAAGUAGGAGGAACUUCUGGCGCUAUUUACGGCAUUUUUUUCGCAGCAAUGGCCAAAGCUUUUGAAGAUUCGGAUAUAAGUGGAAUAACACCUGAACGAUGGGUUCAUGCCGCUAAAGUUGGUCUUGAAGUUGUAAGGAAGUACGGCAAUGUGGGGUCUGGCGACCGCACACUUGUGGAUGCUCUCCUGCCAGCACUGGAACAUCUACAGUUUCAUUCUAAAAAUUGCAUCAAUGAGAUAUUGGAUGAAUUAUUGGCUGCCUGUGAAGUUGCAGAGGAAGAGGCUGAGAAAACUGCCGGAAUGCGAGCGAGGGUCGGAAGAGCUAGCUACGUCAAUGAAGAUCUCUUAUCGAAACCCGACGCCGGAGCCACUGCUGUCGCUAUUUGGUUCCGUGGUUUUGUUUCUGCUUUAGACUCCGAGCUACAUUCAGAAUUCUGCGCAAGGAAGAAAUGCGGAAAUAGGAGAAAUAGCAUCAGCAGCAGUUCCUCGAGUGACGUUGAAUAAAAUUCAAGGCAUACGUAUACAUUCAGACGCAAUGGGAAUAUUGGAAUUCCCAAGAAUUUUAUCAUCCAACUAUACGCAAUGAAUUAGAUUAUUGUUCUUUGACCACAUUGUAGUAUUUUAUUAUCGGGACAUUUAUUUUAAAAUACUGCGUUGUGUGAUAUUUCAAUGGUGUUUCGGUUAAAAUUUUCCAUAGUGCUUGUCCGGAUACUGCUAUCUUAAAGAUAAAUAAGCUACAAUUAUCUUUCCUUGUUGAAAUGAGUGUGGUUCAAUUAUCGACAUGUUUGUUUCAUGUUUUCGUUUCCUUAUCUUAACACGUCAGCCAAUGUAGAAAAAAUAGUUUUCCAAUUUUGAAAUGUUUUGCUUUGUUGCGCAAUUCUGACAGAGCAUCGCAGUUUAUUCUUAUUUACAUUCUUAUCCAUGAACACAAUCCUUAUAAAAGACUUACCGACUGA